GGAAACAAUGGCCCCUCGGGUCGUCGACCUGCUGGCUGCACGCGCGAGCGCAGGAGUGCCGCUCAAGGCGCUGACUCUGCAACUCGUGCCCACGUACACUGUGGGUGCGCCGGAACCUACGGACGACGCCCUUGAGCAGGAGCUUGAGCAUCUGCGGAGCGUGUACAGCGCCGCAGUAAAUCACAUUCAAGAAUUGAAUUUGGAGCUUUGUCGUGACCCGAGCUACGUCGCGGGAUAUGACGAUCAUUGGGCACCGACGAAGGAGGCGGAGAGGUACUGGAUUGUCCCGGGCACAAUGUGGGUGCCGUUGCUUAUAAGACCGUACAACACACCGACGUACUGGAAAGGAAAGCCUAUAGCCUGAUUCACAUUCCAAAAGCAUUCUCGGUAAUCAUCACCAUGCUUCAGCAGGUCUUCAUCACGGGUAAUGAGCUGACUCAGGCUGUACCCAUUCGUUUCGCUUCCCGCCU
Messenger RNA from Trametes versicolor FP-101664 SS1, 470 nucleotides. RefSeq lists its product as uncharacterized. Lineage: Eukaryota; Fungi; Basidiomycota; Agaricomycetes; Polyporales; Polyporaceae. Bases 8 to 364 code for a protein of 118 amino acids. The transcript is spliced from 3 exons. The record is from RefSeq and is a predicted model, not a curated record.